CACGACCUCCAUUAUAAUUAUCAUUUAAAACAAGCAAUCAUGUCUGACAGACCAAGAGGUGGAUAUAACUCACGUGGGGGUGGUGGUCGUGGCGGACGUGGUGGUAGUGGUGGUAGUGGACGCGGCGGUGGACGUGGAGGCAGUAGUUCAACUCAUAUAGAAAGGCCCAAGAAGGAAUCGAUCUUGGACCUUGGCAAAUACAUGGAUCAGAAAAUUCGAGUCAAAUACAGCGGCGGACGCGAAGUCGUAGGGACAUUGAAAGGUUAUGAUCCACUGUUGAACCUCGUUUUGGAUGAGACAGAGGAAUAUCUGAGAGAUCCUGAGGAUGGGCGUCUGCUAGACCAAACCAGAACCUUGGGGCUCAUCAUUUGCAGAGGCCCUGCCGUCAUUUUGAUCUCGCCUAUGGAUGGUACUAUGGAGAUUGCCAAUCCUUUCAUUCAAGAAGAGGAAGCUGUCAUCUAAAAACAGUAGAAAAAAUGGAGAAAAGAACCUCUAUCUUUAUACAAACAAUUGAAGAAGUCUUGACUACACCCUCAUUAAGGCCAAC
This is a messenger RNA of Lobosporangium transversale, 547 nucleotides long. RefSeq lists its product as hypothetical. Gene Ontology annotation, molecular function: RNA binding. Gene Ontology annotation, cellular component: Lsm1-7-Pat1 complex; U2-type prespliceosome; U6 snRNP. NCBI's taxonomy places the organism in Eukaryota, Fungi, Mortierellomycota, Mortierellomycetes, Mortierellales, Mortierellaceae. The coding region runs from base 40 to 462 and encodes 140 amino acids. Gene Ontology annotation, biological process: mRNA splicing, via spliceosome; nuclear-transcribed mRNA catabolic process. The record is from RefSeq and is a predicted model, not a curated record. The transcript has 4 exons.